AAAGCCGGCUCAUUACAUUCUCUCUUCACUUUCUUUUUUAUUUUUAUUAAUUUUUACAUUUUUACAUUUUUUUGUCAGCUGAUGAGCUUCUCUCCAACUUUCUGUCUAUCCCAUGAAGAACUUUAUAGAGAGAGAACAAACAAUUAUCGCCGGAAAUGCUCCUUUCUCCGGCGUCGUUUGCAAUCUCUCUGAGGCUGUGUAAUACCUAGAAUCCAAUCCACAAGCAGUCAUCACUUAUCCCUAGAAAUGCAAUAACAAGAGGAAGGAAAAACGAGAGAAGAGAGAGGGGGGGAGAGUUUAUGAGCGAAAAAUGCCUGAAGCAGUUCUGCUUGUGGAGCCUAACGACGUCGUUUCAAACACCAAGCAAAAGCAAUCGGAGGAAGAGCAGGGUAUCGUGACGGAAAAACAACUGGUGCCAGCAGUUCUCACACCACCAUCACCAAUAGUCGUUAACCGUAGUCGAUCUCAGGCGGACACUCGCCGUGUUACUCCGACCACCAUCUCUUUACCUGCCACCACAAUAGCCUCCGGGAUUGCCGGCUCCGUGGUCGAGAAGUCGUUUCCGAACGGCGAUGUCUACACUGGAAGCUUCUCCGGGAACGUCCCGCACGGAUCGGGAAAGUAUUUAUGGACGGACGGGUGCAUGUACGAGGGCCACUGGCGGAGGGGGAAGGCCUCGGGGAAAGGGAAGUUCUCGUGGCCGUCCGGUGCCACCUACGAGGGCGAGUUUAAGUCGGGUCGGAUGGAGGGAUUUGGGACCUUCAUCGGAUCUGAUGGAGAUACCUACCGUGGGAACUGGAGUUCGGAUCGCAAGCACGGAUAUGGACAGAAGCGCUACGCCAACGGCGAUUUCUACGAAGGAACCUGGAAGAGAAAUCUUCAAGAAGGGCAGGGCCGGUAUGUGUGGAAGAAUGGGAACGAGUAUGUCGGUGAAUGGAAGAACGGCGUGAUUUCAGGUCGCGGAGUCCUGAUUUGGUCAAAUGGGAAUCGCUAUGAUGGGCAGUGGGAAAACAGAGUUCCUAAGGGAGAUGGAGUCUUCACUUGGCCCGAUGGCAGCUGCUACGUUGGGACCUGGAACAAGGACGUGAAGGUGCAGCAGCUGACGAAGACAUUAUUUCCGGGGCACGGGAAGGAGCAUUUGAAUGAGUACGAGAACAGUCUGGUGAGUAAUUUGAUGGUGGCCACAAGGAAGAGGUCUUCAGUGGAAGGGGCGAGGGGUAGCUUGACGGAGAGGAAUUUUCCGAGGAUUUGCAUUUGGGAGUCCGAUGGGGAAGCUGGUGACAUUACUUGUGAUAUUAUCGAUAAUGUGGAGGCUUCGAUGAUUUACAGGGAGAGUUUGGGCCUCGAUCGCGAUGAGAUUAGGCAGUUCAGGAGGAAUCCAUGUUGCUUUAGUGGCGAGGCGAAGAAGCCUGGACAGACAAUAUUGAAGGGGCACAAGAAUUACGUAUUGAUGCUUAAUUUACAAUUGGGUAUCAGGUAUUCUGUCGGGAAACAUGCUUCCAUCAUACGGGACCUGAAGCAAUGUGAUUUUGAUCCAAAGGAGAAGUUUUGGACGAGGUUCCCUUCAGAUGGGUCAAAGAUAACUCCACCUCAUCAAUCAGGGGAGUUUUGGUGGAAGGACUAUUGUCCUGUGGUGUUUAGGCGAUUGAGGGAGCUUUUCCAGGUGGAUCCUGCCGAUUACAUGCUGGCCGUAUGUGGAAAUGAUGCCCUUAGGGAACUUUCUUCUCCGGGGAAGAGUGGAAGCUUCUUUUACCUAACUCAGGAUGAUAGAAUCAUGAUAAAAACAGUGAAGAAAUCAGAAGUCAAGGUGCUCAUAAAGAUGCUUUCUAGCUACUACCAGCAUGUUUGUCGGUAUGAGAAUUCCCUCGUGACAAAGUUUUAUGGUGUACAUUGUGUUAAACCUAUUGGUGGCCAGAAGACACGAUUUAUAGUGAUGGGUAAUUUGUUCUGCUCCGAGUACCAAAUACAUAGGAGAUUUGACUUGAAAGGAUCCUCUCAUGGACGCACAACUGAUAAGCCUGAGGGUGAGAUUGAUGAAACAACAACACUAAAAGACUUGGACCUCAAUUUUGUGUUUCGUCUGCAGCUGAAUUGGUUCCAGGAGCUUAUGAAGCAAAUUGAACGGGAUUGUGAGUUUUUGGAAGCUGAGAAAAUCAUGGAUUACAGUCUUCUAGUUGGUCUUCAUUUUCGUGAUGACAACAAGUAUGACAAAAUGGGCUUGUCGCCUUACCUUUUGCGUACCGGGAAGAAAGAUUCUUUUCAGAAUGAGAAGUUCAUGCGUGGCUACCGCUUCCUUGAAGCGGAACUGCAAGACAUGGAUCGAAUUUUAUCUGGACGGAAGCCUUUGAUCAGGUUAGGAGCAAACAUGCCAGCAAGGGCAGAGCGGAUGACUCGGAGAAGUGACUUUGAUCAGUACACCCCUGGUGGAUUUAGUGAUCUGACCCCUUCGCGCAGUGGUGAAAUUUAUGAAGUAAUUCUUUAUUUCGGGAUUAUUGACAUUUUACAAGACUAUGAUAUCAGCAAAAAGUUGGAGCGUGCUUACAAAUCCUUGCAAGCAGACCCUGCUUCAAUCUCGGCAGUUGAUCCCAAACUCUAUUCUAAGAGGUUCCGUGACUUCAUCGGGAGAAUCUUUAUAGAAGAUAGGUAGCAACGAGGAGAACUGGAGACGAGCAUAUCUGUAUUGUGUUCGAAGGGAAUUCAAUAGAACCUCAGGUGCACCCUUCUAGAGUUCUAGUACCAGGGCUUGCAGCUUCGCGGAGCAAGAAUAACGGAUGAAGCAAAUAAUUUGUGGGUUGCUGGCUGAAUUUUGAAAAACAGCCAUGGUGUGGUGUUGAGGAUUUGGGGUCGGCGCUCCGCCCCAACCCUGGUGUUGAAGGGGUUGCAGAUUAUUGUACAUGGAAAGCCAAGAAAGCAUAUGGGGAUCAGAAUAUCCUUAUUUGGUGUUUUGAAAUGCACUGGGUCAUGUGAAUUGUGAAAAAUUUAAAGAUAGGUAUGGGGAACUAGGAAAACGUUUUUCCCAAGGAAGAUCCAGAGUGGUGGGUGGGUGACUGGAAUAAGGAAGUGUACAGUCUAGAAAAUAUGGAGAUUGUUUACGAGAGUUUCAGAAUAUUUUUUGGUGA
Messenger RNA from Tripterygium wilfordii, 3119 nucleotides. RefSeq names its product phosphatidylinositol 4-phosphate 5-kinase 1-like. Bases 311 to 2647 code for a protein of 778 amino acids. Gene Ontology annotation, biological process: phosphatidylinositol metabolic process. Gene Ontology annotation, molecular function: ATP binding; 1-phosphatidylinositol-4-phosphate 5-kinase activity. Lineage: Eukaryota; Viridiplantae; Streptophyta; Magnoliopsida; Celastrales; Celastraceae. The record is from RefSeq and is a predicted model, not a curated record. The transcript has 8 exons.